Drosophila busckii is the source of this 2519-nucleotide messenger RNA. RefSeq names its product potassium voltage-gated channel protein Shaker (gene shaker). Gene Ontology annotation, cellular component: membrane; voltage-gated potassium channel complex. Gene Ontology annotation, molecular function: protein binding; delayed rectifier potassium channel activity. Gene Ontology annotation, biological process: protein homooligomerization; potassium ion transmembrane transport. The transcript is spliced from 12 exons. Bases 545 to 2359 code for a protein of 604 amino acids. The record is from RefSeq and is a predicted model, not a curated record. Lineage: Eukaryota; Metazoa; Arthropoda; Insecta; Diptera; Drosophilidae.
CAGAAGCAAAUUCAUAGUGCGGACUUUUAGUCUCUGAGGCUGCGACUGCGGCUGCGACUGCGGCUGCGACUGCGGCGGCGACUGCGACUGCGGCUAAUAAAUGUUGAAAAGGGCAUUAGGCACUUGGGCCAAUAUGUUGGCAAUGCAAUUGACAGUUAAGAGGAUUUUCAAUUGAUGCAAAAUGCCGCUACAUGGGCUGACCUUUAAUCAAUGCCAAGAGCACACACACACACACACACUAAUACACUAACACACUUGAUGGAUGACAUUGUGCAAUCAGAAACGCAAUCGCAGUCGCCAUCAAACUGUUGCUUCUCUCCAAGCCCAACACACACACCAACACACACACACACACACACGUGCGUGUUUAUAAUCUAAAUUGAUUAAGAGCACAACUGAACAAACGAAUGAAUGCAGUUUAGGUUAAUCAAUCAAUUUGCUAUCAACAAUUGAAUGACAACGAACAGCGAGCAACGAGCAACUGUUGCAACUGCAACUGCAACGUAGCCAGUUAAUGGAUGCGGCCUCUGACCUUUAAAGAUUUAUGCAAUUUUAUUCUAACGGCAUUGAGUGCAUAUUUAUUAUGGCUGAGGAUAUGCAAACAACUUUCAAUGAUUUGUCUUUGCCCAAAUUGAGCAGUCAAGACGAAGAAGGGGGGGCUGGUCAUGGCUUUGGUGGCGGACCGCAACACUUUGAACCCAUUCCUCAUGAUCAUGAUUUCUGCGAGAGAGUCGUUAUAAAUGUAAGCGGGUUAAGGUUUGAGACACAACUGCGUACGCUAAAUCAAUUCCCGGACACACUGCUUGGGGAUCCAGCUCGGAGAUUACGGUACUUUGACCCGCUUAGAAAUGAAUAUUUUUUUGACCGUAGUCGUCCGAGCUUCGAUGCGAUUUUAUACUAUUAUCAGAGUGGUGGCCGACUACGGAGACCGGUCAAUGUCCCUUUAGACGUAUUUAGUGAAGAAAUAAAAUUUUAUGAAUUAGGUGAUCAAGCAAUUAAUAAAUUCAGAGAGGAUGAAGGCUUUAUUAAAGAGGAAGAAAGACCAUUACCGGAUAAUGAGAAACAAAGAAAAGUCUGGCUGCUCUUUGAGUAUCCAGAGAGCUCGCAAGCCGCCAGAGUUGUAGCCAUAAUUAGUGUAUUUGUUAUAUUGCUAUCAAUUGUUAUAUUUUGUCUAGAAACAUUACCCGAAUUUAAGCAUUACAAGGUGUUCAAUACAACAACAAAUGGCACAAAAAUCGAGGAAGACGAGGUGCCUGACAUCACUGAUCCUUUCUUCCUUAUAGAAACGUUAUGUAUUAUCUGGUUUACAUUUGAACUAACUGUCAGGUUCCUCGCAUGUCCGAACAAAUUAAAUUUCUGCAGGGAUGUCAUGAAUGUUAUCGACAUAAUCGCCAUCAUUCCGUACUUUAUAACACUAGCGACUGUUGUUGCCGAAGAGGAGGAUACAUUAAAUCUUCCAAAAGCGCCAGUCAGUCCACAGGACAAGUCAUCGAAUCAGGCUAUGUCCUUGGCAAUAUUACGAGUGAUACGAUUAGUUCGAGUAUUUCGAAUAUUUAAGUUAUCUAGGCAUUCGAAGGGUUUACAAAUAUUAGGACGAACUCUGAAAGCCUCAAUGCGGGAAUUAGGUUUACUUAUAUUUUUCUUAUUUAUAGGCGUCGUACUCUUCUCAUCAGCGGUUUAUUUUGCGGAAGCUGGAAGCGAAAAUUCCUUCUUCAAAUCCAUACCCGAUGCAUUUUGGUGGGCUGUCGUUACCAUGACCACCGUUGGAUAUGGUGACAUGACACCCGUUGGCGUUUGGGGCAAAAUUGUGGGAUCAUUGUGUGCCAUUGCUGGUGUACUGACAAUCGCACUUCCCGUACCGGUUAUCGUCAGUAAUUUCAAUUACUUCUAUCACCGCGAAACGGAUCAGGAGGAGAUGCAGAGCCAAAACUUUAAUCAUGUUACUAGUUGUCCAUAUUUGCCAGGUACAUUAGUAGGUCAACACUUGAAGAAAUCAUCAUUGUCCGAGUCCUCAUCGGAUAUGAUGGAUUUGGAUGAUGGUGUCGAGUCAACGCCAGGAUUAUCCGAUGCGCAUACUGGACGGGCGACGGCAGCUCCAUUUUUAGGAGCAACCACCUCAACACAGCUGCAUUGGCAGCAGCCACAGCAGCAGCCGCAGCAACAGAAACAGGAGCAGCAGCAACAGUUGCAAAUGCAGCUGCAAGCACAGACGCCGCAGCAGCAGCAGCAGCAGCAACAAAAUGGCUACAAGCAGCCAUUGGCAACAAUAAGUGUCAGUGCGGCAACGGGCAGUGCUGGCAGCAGUCUUACCAUGAGGCACAAUAAUGCCUUGGCCGUUAGCAUCGAGACCGACGUUUGACUACUGGUUAAAAUGGAUGUUAAGUGGUAUAUUAUUGGCCUUGUCAAGUGUUACGUUGGAUGCCAGAAACGACUACAAAUGCUGUUUAUAAGUUUACUUUAAGUAGAAACCAAAUAACAAACAAAUUGAAAAAAAAAAGAAAAACAAAAACAAAGAAAAC